Molecule: messenger RNA, 2897 nt
Organism: Chaetura pelagica (chimney swift)
Lineage: Eukaryota; Metazoa; Chordata; Aves; Apodiformes; Apodidae
Gene: ESCO1
Product: establishment of sister chromatid cohesion N-acetyltransferase 1
Exons: 10
Coding region: 1-2556 (851 amino acids)
Biological process (GO): mitotic sister chromatid cohesion
Cellular component (GO): nucleus; chromatin
Molecular function (GO): protein-lysine-acetyltransferase activity
Source: RefSeq, a predicted model, not a curated record
AUGGCAGCUCAGAAAAGAAAGUCUAUGUUAGUAGAGCCCUCUGCUAAACGUCCAAAGCUGGACAAGAACAGCAAACAAUCAUCAACGAAGAAGGAAAAAGAGGUGUCAGAUACAAAACAUGUUUCAAAUAAAUCAAAGGCUAUUCACUGUGCAGUGCAGGAGAAAACUGUACUCAAAACCUCUGUCAAAUCAAACAGCAACAGCACCAACGAAUCUGAACUAGGAAUGCGCAUGGCUACAAGAUCAUCAGGAUUCAAUUUGAAUAAUAAAACAACACCUGACAAAAAGGUCCAGCAGCAGCCUAAAUCUGCAAAAAAUAAGGAGGUUUGCCAGAAAAAACCUGUGCAAGAAAUUCCUAAGUCAAAAUGCAUAAUUGCGCCAAAUGAGCCAGUGAUGAGGAGAUCACAGAGACUGCAGCAGUUAACAGGUGUACAUGUACCAGCAAGAUCGCUGCGCAACAGAGAAGUUAAAGAAGAAAAACCCUUGGAAGUUAAACAAAGUAGUCAGACAAAAAAACGUGCUCCAAGUGUUGCAGCAGAAGGCCUUAAAUCUGCUAGAGAGAAAACGGAACAGAAAAACACAAAAAUAAAGCCAAGCAAUACAAAUGAGAGUAAAGAAGUACACGUGGAAGUGACCAGCUCUCUGAAAGAGAAAAAAUGUGAAGCAAACAAUGAAAAUUAUAAUUCCAACAGCUUUCAACACAACCUUCAAGGGUCAUCAUUAUGUCCUGAUGACAGUCUUGAGGAAGUUAAGAAAGACCAAAUGGGCACUCCUAUUCCUAGCAACACAAAGCAAGUGGAAACAGAUUCUCCUAAGCCAAAUUCUAAGACAGUAACUAAGGAAAAGCAACAAAUGCACCCGAACGUAAAAAACAGUACAAAACCUAAAAAGAUUUCACAGCCAACUGUAAGUGAAACAAAUGUGUCUGAUCAGCCAGAGAAUGAUGCGAAAUCCAAAAGGGUAAGCAUCCUUGAACUUUGUGAAGAAAUUGCAGGUGAGAUUGAGUCAGAUACAGUAGAGGUGAAAAAAGAUUCCCCUAAUGCUGAGUAUAGCAAAACAGAAGCAAAGCAUGCCAGCACACAGUUUCAGCAAAGUGAAUUGCUUACUCAGAAAGAGCCUGGUCAAAGUAGUCAAUGCAAACGUUUUUUCCCUAGCAAAAAAGGAAUGCCUGUCAAAUGCACUCUGAAUGGCAGAAAUAGCUCAUCAAACAAGAACUCUAAAUGGACCAAAAUUAAGUUACUGAAAGCUAGUAACACGAAGCAAAGUAACUUAAAUUGUGCAAAUACUCCCAGGCUUUUGUUGUUAAAAGAUUACCCUGAAGUUUCAGAAGCGAGUCAAACACCUGCCAAAGCGGAGCUUUUGAAGACACAGGGCAAGCCAUCAAUAACAAGACUCUCCGAGAAUGAAAGUGCUGGUUGUGUGCAGGAGAAAUCAGAUCUUUCAUCUGAAAGAUCUGGACCUAAAGAAGUGACAUUAGAAACAAAACAGCCUACAAAGAGAGGUGCAGAAAAUGGUUUGUUGCGUAAUUUGACAAAACAUUUAUGUGAGCCAAGACCAGAUGAGAACUUUCGAUUACAUUUGGAAUCAAGUCCAGAAAGUUCUCCAGUAAAGUAUGUUACAGCUCCUAAACCACCAAAACAAUUUAAAACAGAACCUGGAGAAAGUGAACCUCAAGGUUUGGCUCCCAAGCAAUUGACACAAACUGCCGUUACAAAUCAAACUUCGGAAACUGAGAACAGGGUUCCAUUGUCAAAUCCUUCAUUAGCAUCAAAAGGCAGUAACUUGUUACCAACUGAGGAACAUGUUCAGAAGCUAAAAGAAGCAGGAAAAGAUACCGAAAAGCAGAUUAUUAUAGAUGCAGGACAGAAGAGAUUUGGUGCUAUUUCCUGUAAUAUUUGUGGAAUGCUUUACACUGCAUCAAAUCCAGAAGAUGAAACCCAGCAUCUGCUCUUUCAUAACCAAUUCAUAAGUGCUGUAAGAUAUGUGGGUUGGAAAAAAGAGAGAAUUUUGGCUGAAUAUCCUGAUGGAAAGAUAAUAAUGGUUCUUCCCGAUGACCCAAAGUAUGCACUUAAAAAGGUUGAAGAAAUUAGAGAAAUGGUAGACAAUGACUUGGGAUUUCAGCAAGCUCCACUCAUGUGUUACUCUAGAACUAAAACUCUCCUUUUUAUUUCUAAUGACAAAAAAGUUAUCGGCUGUUUAAUUGCAGAACAUAUCCAGUGGGGCUACAGAGUUAUAGAAGAGAAGGUUCCAGAAAUCAGUUCAGAAAAUGAGAAAGUCAUAUUUGAAAGACAGAAAGCCUGGUGCUGUUCAACUUCUCCAGAGCCUGCUAUUUGUGGGAUUAGUCGAAUAUGGGUAUUCAGCAUGAUGCGUCGGAAGAAGGUUGCCUCUCGGAUGAUAGAGUGUCUGAGGAGCAACUUCAUAUAUGGCUCAUACUUAAGUAAAGAAGAAAUUGCUUUCUCUGACCCCACUCCUGACGGAAAACUCUUUGCAACACAGUACUGUGGCACCGGCCAGUUCCUGGUGUACAACUUCCUCAAUGGACAGCACCAGACUUAACUGCUCCUGAAGGAAUUCCCUUUUUACUGGGAGACUUCUGCCAGAAUGCACCUUCAGCAGAAGCCAGGGCCAUUUUUAUUAGUGAACUCAGGACUGGUAACAACCAAAAAAGGUUGUAUACUAUUUUAUUAAAAUUGUAAACAAUGCAGUAAUAGGCUAACUUUGUUUUUUUAAAAGAAAGAUAUUUUAUUAACUUUUACAAAAGUUUGAUUGUAUUUUAUCUAGUUAGUCAUGUUUACAUGCAGCAGAAAAAUUGUUCAUAGUGGACUGUAAAACUAAUGCAAAGACGAGUACGUGCUGAAGUUCUUAACCUGGUGAUAUACCAGUGCCUGAGGCUGAGC